Dicrocoelium dendriticum is the source of this 715-nucleotide messenger RNA. Lineage: Eukaryota; Metazoa; Platyhelminthes; Trematoda; Plagiorchiida; Dicrocoeliidae. The record is from the annotation of a GenBank genome assembly.
GCUAGGACGCAUGAACGAGACAGUUCGUAUCGAUCGUGUGCUGCAGUCUUGCUUAGCGAUCAUUGCCAUAGCUAUCUCCGACCAAUAGCAGAAAAAUGUAGAUCGAUCGUAUGCUUUGUCGAGUAUGCUUAUUGGCCCGUGAAAUCUGCCGAUCAGAUGGCUAAUCGCAGCUAUCUUUCCUGUCGUACUGUGAGUAUUGUACGUAAUCGAGCUUCACACCCAUGAGCGGACGUGGUAAAGGUGGAAAGUCUCGUGCGAAGGCGAAGACGCGCUCAGCCCGAGCAGGGCUACAGUUUCCGGUAGGUCGUGUUCAUCGUCUGCUGCGCAAGGGGAAUUAUGCUGAACGUGUAGGCGCCGGUGCACCUGUUUAUCUGGCCGCGGUGCUGGAAUACCUGGCCGCCGAAGUGUUAGAAUUGGCUGGGAACGCAGCGAGGGACAACAAAAAGACACGCAUCAUUCCGCGUCACCUUCAGUUAGCAAUUCGGAACGAUGAAGAGCUGAACAAGCUCCUCGGCGGGGUCACCAUCGCCCAGGGUGGCGUUUUACCCAACAUUCAGGCGGUGUUAUUACCGAAAAAGAGUGAAAAACCCAAGGUGUAGUAUGGCGUGAGUCUCGGUCACAUUGGUGUUUGCAGUCAUCUCUUUCACAUGUUAAUCCGAUACUUGCAAUUGUGUGUAUAUAUGUCGGUCAUCAAUUCAUUGUUUCAUCUCAAUAA